Linum trigynum is the source of this 794-nucleotide messenger RNA. NCBI's taxonomy places the organism in Eukaryota, Viridiplantae, Streptophyta, Magnoliopsida, Malpighiales, Linaceae. The record is from the annotation of a GenBank genome assembly.
UACCUGCUAAUUUAAUAACCAAGUUGUGAGCUCAAUCGAUUCCCAUAUGCGGUAUUUUUAACUUUAUUCACUAUUUUCAAGUUUACUUUGGUUAAAAAGUCUACCUAGGUAGUGAUCUAGUAGUGUUGAAAAGUUAUUCAAAAAUGGUUUGUGAUUAUUAAUAAAGUAAUUAUAUUUAUUAAUAAAGGUGUCAUAUUUAUUGUUAAUAAUAGUGACAAAGGUGUUUGUAAAGGAAUAAUGUCGUGGGCCGAUAUGUGGACAUUAUUUAUUGAUAAUGGCUUGUUAGUUAUUGAUAUUGUAGAGGCAACAUCGGACGGGAACGAUGGGAGCGACCGCGGAGGGAAGCAACGCCGGGAAGGACCGACGCCGGAGGUAAGCUACGCUCGGCAGGAAGACGACGACAACCGUUGAGGAGUAGGACGAUGUCGGAAGCUGGGGAGCGCUGCCGGAGAUGGAAGCGAUGUCGAUGCUAACGAGAGAAGUAGGUCGUUGGUGGACUGGGCCGACGACGGCAACGGAGCUUCCAGCCGAUGGCGGAGUACGCUUGCGGGAGCAGAAUCGCCGGCCAGAGAGCUCAAGGAAGCUGGACCGGCGGCGGCAACGGAAGCUAGGGUUCGGCGUUGGUGGACUGGAACGACAACGACAACAGGAUCUGGCUGCCGUCAGCGGAGAAUGCUUGCGGGAGCAGAAUCGUCGAUCGGAGAACUCAGCGGGAGGGACGACCGAUGUAUGUGUUUUGAUUUGAUAGAGAAACGGUUCAGAUGCGGGAGGAAAAAGAAAAAGACUAUACGUGG